Annulohypoxylon truncatum is the source of this 1757-nucleotide messenger RNA. Its product is annotated as D-isomer specific 2-hydroxyacid dehydrogenase. The record is from RefSeq and is a predicted model, not a curated record. The transcript has a single exon. The coding region runs from base 493 to 1569 and encodes 358 amino acids. Lineage: Eukaryota; Fungi; Ascomycota; Sordariomycetes; Xylariales; Hypoxylaceae. Gene Ontology annotation, molecular function: NAD binding; D-lactate dehydrogenase (NAD+) activity.
AAUUUGGUACAUAAUUUGCUAUGUUGAACCACAUAUAAUGAGCUUGUUUCCAUCAAAUGUUCCAUCAAUUGAUGUGUCGCAAGCUUCAUCAAGCCCCAUGCCUGGGCAAAUCAAACCAAGUGAUUGAUUCUACGUUAUUUCGUCCAAUGUCGUGUCAUCAAGCUUGUGGAACUUCAACUGCCAAGGUGAGGUCAGUUUACUUGGCUUACGGAAGUAGCCACUGACCUUUGCCUUGGCUACUGCAAGUAAAGCUUGAAAGUAAAGUUUGACAUGCUAUCCAUCGUGCGAAGUCAAAAGGAUUUAAGUUCAUUAUAUUCGUCGGGCAAUAACCUUUCGAAAUCUAACGUCGGACAGUUUACUAUCAUCAAAUCUUCAUCUUCUACACCUACAUAUGUUCUACAACGCCACCUAUAGCACCUAGGUACACUAGCCUCAUUUCUAAACUCCCAAAAAGAACUCCUAAAGUGAUGACGUAGGGACAUCAUCGCCACUAUGACUACGGCCACCAUGAAGCUCGCCGUCUUUUCAGCCAAACCCUACGACAAGAAGUACCUCACGAGUACCCGUUCCACGGAGCUCGACGGAGCUACCGACGUCGAGAUCGUCUAUCACGAAUUUUCCCUGUCUCUCGAAACCGUGUCCCUGGCCAGGGGCGCCUCCGCCAUCUGCGUGUUCGUGAACGACGACCUCGGCGCCGAAGUCCUCGAGUCGCUACACGCGAGUGGGGUCCGCGCUAUCCUCCUACGGUGCGCCGGGUACAACAACGUCGAUUUGCAGGCUGCUCAACGCCUCUCCCUCUUCGUCGCCAACGUCCCUUCGUAUUCCCCCGAGGCCGUUGCUGAGUUUGCCGUGGCACAGAUUCAAACCCUAAAUCGGAAUACCCACCGUGCCUAUAACCGUGUUCGUGAAGGUAACUUUAGCCUCCAAGGUCUUUUAGGACGCACUUUGAAUGGCAAGACGGUCGGUAUAAUCGGCACGGGACGUAUCGGGGUCGCCUUCGCGCGCAUCAUGAAUGGCUUCGGAUGCCGACUUCUAGCUUUUGAUCUCUACGAGAACGACGACUUCAAGAAGUACGGCACAUACACCGACCUGGACGCCGUCCUCUCCGAGAGCGACUUCGUCAGCUUGCACUGCCCGCUGACGGACAAGACGCGGCAAAUCAUAAACGAAGAGUCCCUAUCCAAGAUGAAGGAGGGAGCCAUGUUGGUGAAUACGUCGCGAGGCGGUCUUAUUAAGACGAAAGCCGUCAUCGCGGCCCUCAAGAGCAAACGCUUGGGCGGGCUGGCGUUAGACGUAUAUGAUGGCGAGGGCGCGCUCUUCUACAACGACCACUCGGGCCACAUCAUCGACGACGACGAGCUCAUGCGUCUCACCACCUUCCAUAAUGUACUUGUGUGCGGUCACCAGGCCUUUUUCACCGAGGAGGCGCUGCGCGAGAUUGCUGACGCCACGAUUCGUAACUUGGCCGACUUCGUUCACGGGCGGAAGUGCGAGAACGGACUUAUUCAGGACCACGGAAAGGGCGGGCUGUCUCUGGUUAGGAAGGACUCUGUUCCGAUCCGGAUUUAGAGGUUCUGGGUUCCGAGUCGUAGUUAAGUAGGUGAGAGAUGGGGUAAGAGUAGCAGCAUGCAAUGGCUGUCUGCCGUCGUAUUAAGUGGGGUUACAGAUAUAUGGAUUCCCACGCCACUCAGUCUGAUUAGUUAGAAUACUAUCCAGUCGAUAUCACAUUAUGAAUAUACGAUAGAUAUGAUCUCUGG